This is a messenger RNA of Rhincodon typus (whale shark), 2905 nucleotides long. RefSeq names its product ADAM metallopeptidase with thrombospondin type 1 motif, 17 (gene adamts17). Bases 1 to 2622 code for a protein of 873 amino acids. Gene Ontology annotation, biological process: proteolysis; extracellular matrix organization. Lineage: Eukaryota; Metazoa; Chordata; Chondrichthyes; Orectolobiformes; Rhincodontidae. The transcript is spliced from 21 exons. Gene Ontology annotation, molecular function: metalloendopeptidase activity. The record is from RefSeq and is a predicted model, not a curated record. Gene Ontology annotation, cellular component: extracellular matrix.
AUGGCAAAUGCAGGAAGAAAGACACUGAAGAAAGCUGAUGGCCGGCGGCCAAGGAGAAAUGCCAUUCAAUUAACCAAUGAAUAUACAGUGGAGACAUUGGUGGUGGCGGAUUCCGACAUGGUCGAGUAUCAUGGGGCCGAAGCUGCUCAACGAUUCAUAUUGACUGUCAUGAACAUGGUAUAUAACAUGUUUCAGCAUCAUACCCUGGGAAUCAAGAUCAAUAUUCGAGUGACCAAACUAAUCUUGCUUCGUAAUCGUCCAGAGGAGCUAUUGAUUGGCCAUCAUGGAGAACGGUCACUGGAAAGUUUCUGUCGUUGGCAGCACAAGGAAUUUGGAGCAAAAUAUCUGGGGAAUAACCAUGUUCCUGGUGGGAAAGAUGACUUUCCAGCUGUGGAUGCUGCUGUGUUUGUCACAAGGACCGAUUUCUGUGUACAUAAAGAUGAACCUUGUGAUACUGUAGGAAUUGGCUACCUUGGUGGAGCAUGCAGUGCAAAACGCAAGUGUGUGCUUGCUGAAGAUAACGGUCUCAAUCUGGCCUUUACCAUUGCCCAUGAGCUGGGCCACAACCUUUUUGGUGUCUUCAGCAGGACGAGUGUGAGCCUGGCCUCCCGAGCAUGUGCGGCAGCAGUUGCGAAGAGUCAGCUCCUCGGGGAGAGCAAGGCCCUCGAGUGUGGGCCCAGUAGCGAGAGGUGGCGCCAGUGUGGUGACUUCAGGUCGAAAGUCAGUGCCUGCCUCUUGGAAACUGACCCUAGAAGUCACUAUAUAACGCGACUACCUCCUAAACUGCCAGGCAUGCACUACAGUGCUGAUGAACAGUGCCAGAUUCUUUUUGGAGCCAACGCAACUUUUUGCAAAGAUAUGGAGCACUUAAUGUGUGCUGGUCUAUGGUGCCUGGUAGAAGGGGAUAAACGGUGCAAAACAAAAUUGGAUCCUCCUCUGGAUGGUACAGAAUGUGGUGUUGAUAAAUGGUGCAGAGCUGGGGAGUGUGUCAGUAAAACGCCAAUUCCGGAGCAUGUGGAUGGAGACUGGAGCACUUGGAACCAGUGGAGCAUGUGCAGCCGGACAUGUGGAACAGGAGCCAGGUUUAGACAAAGAAAAUGUGACAAUCCCCCUCCAGGGCCAGGAGGGACAAACUGCCAAGGAGCCAGUGUGGAGCACAUAGUAUGUGAGAACUUGCCUUGCACCAAGGGAUUGCCAAGUUUCAGGGAUCAGCAAUGCCAGUCUCAAGACAGGCAAGGUCAUAUGAAGAAAAAACACUGGACUGCAGUCCUCAACGAUGAUGAUCCCUGCACUUUGUAUUGCUCCUCUUUUGGGAAAGAGUCCCCUGUCCUGGUAGCCGAGAGAGUUCUUGAUGGUACUCCCUGUGGACCAUAUGAGACGGACCUUUGUGUGAAUGGCAAGUGUAAGAAGAUUGGCUGUGAUGGAAUCAUUGGCUCAGCAGCCAAAGAGGAUCGCUGUGGUAUGUGUAACGGUGAUGACAAGUCCUGCAAAAUCAUCAAAGGAGAUUUCAAUCAAAGCCGAGGAAUGGGUUAUGUUGAAGCCACUGUGAUCCCUGUUGGUGCCAGGAGGAUUCGUGUAGUAGAGGAGAAACCAGCCCACAGUUUCUUGGAUUUUCGAUGUGUAGAUGACUUAGAGGCUGUGCUGCUAUUUCAUGACCAAAGCUACGUUAUCCACUAUGAAUACACAAUCUUGGUGAACAACUCCAUUGAAAGCAGUGACAAGGUGCAAAAACAGCUGGAACCUUUUUACCUGUGGACAAACACUGGCUGGGGGGACUGCAGUGUACAGUGUGGAGGAGGUGAGCGGAAAACAAUCGUCCGUUGCACCAAGAUUUUGAAUAAGACAUUGGAGGUGGCAAAUGACAGCGAUUGUCAAAACCUGACCCGACCAGAUCCACAGGUCAGGAAGUGCAAUAUACAUCCAUGCCUGUCACGCUGGGUGGGAGGCGAAUGGACUCCAUGCUCCAGCACCUGUGGAAAAGGCACUCAAUUUCGGAAUGUGACCUGUGUCUAUCAGCUACAAAAUGGCACGUAUUUCAAGACAAGAAAUCUCUACUGUCUUGGUCCAAAGCCAUCUACAGUACAGGGCUGUGAAGGACGUCAUUGUCUCACACUGUGGGAAGCCUCGGACUGGUCUAAGUGCUCGACAGACUGUGGUCGAGGAGUUCAUCUAAGGACAGUGAACUGCACCAGUCCACAAAGCAAGUGUGAUCUUGCAACCAAACCCAAUGAGGAGGAAGAGUGCGAGGACCACACAAACUGCUACAAGUGGCGGACAGGAGAAUGGUCAAAGUGUUCCUCCACAUGUGGCAAGGGCCUGCAGUCACGGGUGGUUCAGUGUAUGCAUAGAGUCACUGGUCGCCAUGGCAAUGAAUGUCCAACCUUAAGCAAACCACCAGCUUACAAACAAUGCCAGCAGAAACCCUGCAAUGGAAACAUCAACAUCAACACAAUCACCUCACCCAGCCUUGCUGCCUUGACAUACAAGUGUACGGGAGAUCGGUGGACAGUAUACUGCAGGGUAAUCCGAGAGAAGAACCUGUGUCAGGACAUGCGAUGGUACCAGCGCUGCUGCCAAACUUGCAGAGACUUCUACGCAAACAAGCAACACCAUGGUAGCUAAUCACAGGUUUUACUGCAGCGUCAGAUAAUUUAAGAGGAGCUUCAACUCUGCCUGAACCUGAGCAGAACUGAUAAUUUCUAAAUAAUUUCUAAAACUGGAAGAGAACAAUGUUCGGAUAUGCUGUGGACUCCACCCAACAGUUACCCACAGUCUGCACGAGAUCUCUGCAGUUUUGGAUUGUGCUGCAUUAAACAGCUUCAGAAACCAAAAUAGUGACACUUUCAAGAACUGCUCCCUGUGAACUCCCUUUGGUUCUGCAUUUACCUAUUACUGCAACAUUAGC